UCUGUGGCCAGUUCGUUGUGGACGUUGGAGAUCACAUGCGAGUCCAACAAACAAUGCAACUUGUCUGAAAUGGUCGUAUGGUGAAACGAAAUCUCCCAAUUGAGCAGCCAGAUACACUGCACCAUGCGCUUGCAGCCUCACAUGGCCAUGGCGCCGUCCGCCCUAACUAUCUCCAGCGCCGUUCCCUCCCCUCGCAGCUGUAUAUAAACCCUCGAGCACACGCUCUUCCUCCAGCACUCACCGCUGGCAACCUUCUCCUAGUCCUAGACCGGUGGACCCUCACGGCUCACGCUUUCACGGCGCCCACGACGAUGGCCUCCACGACGCAGCAGCAUCGGCGCGCCAUGGCCGUAGUGCUGGCCGUCCUCCUCACGGCCAUGGCCUCGCCCAUGGCAAUGCGCGCCGCCGCAGCGGCGGCGACCGCGGCGGGCGGGUGCGAGGGCGACAAGUUCCCGGCGGGCCGGAGCUACGCGCACUGCGCGGCGCUCCCCAAGCUCGGCGCCAGGCUGCACUGGACCCACGACUCCAAGACCGGGUCGCUGUCCGUGGCGUUCGUGGCCAAGCCGGGGGGCGCGGGCGGCGCCGGGUGGGUGUCGUGGGCGAUCAACCCGACGGGGGACGGCAUGAAGGGCGCGCAGGCGCUGGUGGCAUUCCGGGCCUCCCCCGCGGCGCCCUACGCCGUCAACACCUACAACAUCACGGGGUACAAGCCGUUCGGGGCCAGCUCCACGGCCAUCGCGUUCCGGGCCACCGACCUGGCCGCCGAGGCGGCCGCCGCCGGGGAGGUGCGGCUCUACGGGAGGCUGCAGCUGGCCCCCGGGACCGAGGUGGUCAACCACAUCUGGCAGGUGGGCUCCGCGGUCACCGCCGGCGCGCCCGCCAAGCACGCCUUCGACAAGGACAACCUCGAGGCCAAGGGCAAGCUCGCGCUCUCCGGCGCCGCGCUGGCGCCCGCGCCGGCCGCCUCCGCCGGUGGCGCGUCGGCGGGUAAGGGCGGCAGCGCGGGAGGAGAAGCCGCCCCGUCUGGCGCGAAGCCGUCGGCGGCGGCGACCGCCGCGGCUGCUCCGGUGCUCAUGCUUCUCGCCUUGGCGGCGGGUUUCAUGGCAACCGUAUGAUUGAUUGACAUACGGGGCAGGCAGCAGUUCUUUCCUUGGUUACAGUUUACUAGUACACGCUAACACACGAUGGGUGUGGCGCGCAAGGGUUAGAGCGACCACAUGUGUGUUGUGUUCGGGCAGUGAGGGUGCUUUCCUAGCAUAGUGUGUGUGAUGUGGUUUCGAUCAUCCUUGGCCGCGCGAGAGUUCAUAUUUGUUGCUAGGAGAUGCUUGUUUUUCUUUUGCAUUUUUUUUAUAUGUUUCGGCAUUUGAUGAUUUUUACCGCAUUGGAUUUAUCUUAUUAUUGUUGAGCGACUAAAGAACUCUUGUUCUGAUUUUAACCUAAAGAAAAAGAUUGUUAUCUAUGAGGGAGAGACAGAGAGGUGGUAAAGUGGUAGCUUACUCUAAUACUCUUAUUGAUGUACUGGUCAACGGUUGACUUUCCAUUUAUGCUACACGCUAUCGAGGUGAAUCUGAGCCGCCUCGGUUGAUCCGAGACGCUGCAUUGAUGGAUACUGCAUGCAGCUUGUAUAAAAAGUUUAGACCUUGUUUAGAUUGCAAAAAAUCUGCAACAGUGUCACUGUAGCACUGUCGUUUGUAUUUGACAAAUUUUAUCUAAUUAUGGACUAGUUAGACUCAAAA
Panicum hallii is the source of this 1736-nucleotide messenger RNA. RefSeq names its product auxin-induced in root cultures protein 12-like. The transcript has a single exon. Bases 78 to 1115 code for a protein of 345 amino acids. NCBI's taxonomy places the organism in Eukaryota, Viridiplantae, Streptophyta, Magnoliopsida, Poales, Poaceae. The record is from RefSeq and is a predicted model, not a curated record.